UAUUGCCACACAAAAUGAUACAUGCUACAAGAACAGAUACUUCCGAAAGAAGAUUUGAAAUACAAUGUAAAUUAGAGACAGAGAUUGCCUCUUUAGAAGCAUUGAAGGAAGCAGAAGAAAGAAGUAGAAAAUUAACUAACAAUGUUGUUGGAAUUCUUUCUUCUUUGGAACAACGUCUUGCAACAUUACGACGUACUAUACUUCCUGUUUAUAAUGAAACAGGGAAUCUCCAAGCACAACAACAAAAUAUAGAAAGGACUUUGAAUGCAUUAGACCAUGCUAUUGGAUAUUAUGGGGUUUGCCAGGAGGUAGAAGGGGCAGUACAAGCAGGUCCAGGAGGAUCCGGAGGAUUAGACAGUUUGUUAGAAGCAAUGAAUCGUUUAUAUAAUGCACAGCGUUAUUUUCAAAAAAAUAAUCCAAGUUCAGUGGAAUUAGAGAACAUAACAAGUUUAUUUGUUGUUGGACUAGACGCUUUAUAUGCAGAAUUCCAUGAUAUUUUAACUAGGCAAAGUAAACCAAUAUUGCCAAUUGUUCUCUUGGAUUUAAUUGGUUCUGACGAAGAUACUAGUGGCGAAGAUGCGCCGCAAUCGCUUUGUCAAUUACCAGAAAGUAUUCUAGGGGAUUUAUUUAAAAUUUCUGGGUGGCUUGAGGAGAGAGGACACCGUAAACAUGUAAAAAUUUAUGCGUCUGUACGUUCUACAAUUGUUUUACGAUCUUUACAACUGUUAAAAGAACACCAGAGAAGUGCCAGUGGUGGCAGUACACAUGCCGGAAGCCCGUUACCAAAAGCAAAAUUUGCCACCAGACAUUCAUUAGGAGGUCAAGAAGCUAGUGGAAGAAGAGCUUCUAAAAGACUACAGCAUGCUAUUGAGAAGAAAGCUAGUAGAAUGUUAUUAAAGGCUUCUCAAACUACUGGUUUGGGACUAUCCCUGACCGCGUCUAGAAAACCACCGCCACAAUUGUCCGCACAUUCUGUAGAGGAUACAGCGCCAGAUGAACAAGAAAUGGAGAAUUAUCUGUUAUUAACAGUUGGUCUUCACAAGCUUAUGCAAGCGGAACGAUCGUUGGUUGCCAAAAUUUUGCCAGCUACUUUGCAGGCACAGGUUUUAGAAGCCACUGUGCGUGAAGCUAUGGAUCUUGUAGCUCAUGAUGGCGAAAGUAUAGCAACCCGUGCUAAAAGAUGCAUUGUACGGCGUGACUUUUCAGCAGUGUUAGUAAUUUUUCCGAUUUUAAAACAUCUCGGAGAACUAAAACCGGACCUGGAGCGGACUGUUGAAGGCUGCGAUUAUGCUCUCAGGUCAAAAUUCACUUCCGUGCUAAACACUUUAAACGUAACUGGAGCAAAAGCAUUGGAAGACUUUGCGGAAAGUGUUCGGAAUGAAUCCAAUUCUAUUUUACCUAAAGACGGAACUGUAGCAGAAAGUACGAGUAAUGUUUUAGUGUUUUUAGAGCAACUAGCAGAAUAUGCAGAUACUGCGGGAAUUGUUUUAAGGCGUAGUACUGAUAUGGAGGGUACUGUUUCCAUAAAACAAUCUGAAAAUAUGUGUAGGAUUGUUCUCGGAACGUAUAUCAAAAAAGUAUUAGCACAAUUAAAUUUAGCACUUGUAAGUAAAAGUGAUACUUGUUAUUCGGAUGGUGCACUGCGAGCUCUCUUUCGUUUAAAUAAUCAUAAUCACGUCGUAAAUGCACUACGUCGUAGUUCGUUAAUGGAACUACUAUUAUUAGCGGAACCAAGUGCAGAACAAUCAUACCACGACCUUUUAUUACGUGAUAAAAACAAUUACGUCUCGACUACAUUUGCAAAAGCACGCACUUACCUCGAACAACCCAUUGACGAGCCAGAACCAGGAGCAAAAACGUUGAAAGAAAAAUUCUUAGGAUUUACCCGGGAAUUAGAGGAGGUCGCAAAGUGUCAGCGCUCUUAUUCGGUGCCUGAUGCUCGAUUUCGAGUCAUUGUCCCCCUUUACACUCUCUUUCAUAACAAAUACCGUGGAAUAUCGUUUUCCAAGAAUCCAGCUAAAUAUAUAAAAUAUACUCCCGAACAGAUAUCCGCACUGAUCGAUACGUUCUUUGACACGACAGCAUAAUGAAUAACUAGAAAAAUUUAAUAAACACCCAUUUAAUAAAGCAUAUUUAGUUACAUUAUUUAUGAUAUUUUUUUUUUAUGGACUGAAUCCCCGUUCCCCGGAUAGAUUGCACAGGUCAGUGGAUCUGCGACGAUUGAAAUAGAUCUCGGUCCAGCCCCACUUUAUAUAUAUUUAUAAUAUAUAUAUAAAAAACAAGUAACGUUCGAUUUAGAUUCAGCAGCUUAUACAUGUAAAAUGAUAGUAAUAGGAAUACAGUUUGAACUUUUACCAUUUAUGUACAAUUACUUGUUAUAUAGAAUAAUUCCUUUUUCCGUCUUUCUCUCUUGGCUUUUAUAUGCACUCUCAAACAUUCACUCACGCAUACUAUAUUUCCCCACCUCUGAUUAUUAAACUUUUGUAUUUUAUCUGUUCAGCCAUGUUGUGCGCAUAAAUUACAGCAACAUGAAGACGCGGCAAAGAGGCAGAGAAUUAGAAUCGCACUCGUAUUGCUCACCUCUAAAACUUAGAUGACUAUCUUAUACCAUGGUAUGUAUGUAGUAAUAUCAACCAAUUUAGUUAAAGAUGGAAGUCAUUUUAUGUGAUUUGCAACUGUACAUUUACUACGAAAGAUACAGAUUUGUAUAUAUUGCUAACUGGCUCCAAGCGGAAUUAUUAGCUGGA
Molecule: messenger RNA, 2747 nt
Organism: Dufourea novaeangliae
Lineage: Eukaryota; Metazoa; Arthropoda; Insecta; Hymenoptera; Halictidae
Gene: Exo70
Product: exocyst complex component 7
Biological process (GO): exocytosis
Cellular component (GO): exocyst
Molecular function (GO): phosphatidylinositol-4,5-bisphosphate binding
Source: RefSeq, a predicted model, not a curated record